Messenger RNA from Girardinichthys multiradiatus, 807 nucleotides. RefSeq names its product stonustoxin subunit alpha-like. Gene Ontology annotation, molecular function: protein binding. The transcript has 3 exons. The annotation marks the transcript as partial. The record is from RefSeq and is a predicted model, not a curated record. Lineage: Eukaryota; Metazoa; Chordata; Actinopteri; Cyprinodontiformes; Goodeidae.
CAGUUUUAUUUAAAGUCUAAAGUCUUUUGUUUCAUUUUGUCUCUCAGACUUAGAUCCUGUAACCUCUCAGGGAGAACUUGUGAAGUUCUGUCAUCAGUUCUUAGCUCCCAGUCCUGCUGUCUGAGAGAAGUUGACCUGCAGAACAACAACCUACAAGAUUCAGGGGAGAAGUUGCCGUCUGGUUCAGACUGUACACUGGAAAUAUUCAGGAAGCCUGAUGGAGUCCGAUGGUUGAAACCAGGUCUGAGGAAGUAUUCCUGUCAGCUCACAAUCGACACAAACACAGUGAACAGAAACCUCCAACUGUCUGAAGACAACAGGAAGGUGACAUGGAUGAAGAAGCUUCAGUCAUAUCCUGAUCAUCCAGACAGAUUUGAUGAUUACUGGUCUCAGCUGCUGUGUAGUGAUGGUCUGACUGGUCGCUGUUACUGGGAGGUCGAGUGGAGAGGAAGAGUUUAUAUAUCAGUGAGUUACAGAAGAAUCAGGAGGAAAGGAGACAUUUAUGACUGUUUGUUUGGAUUAAAUGAUCAGUCCUGGAGUCUGAGCUGCUCUGAUGGUGGUUACUAUGUCUAUCACAAUAAGAACAAAACAUCAGUCUCCUCCUCCUCCUCCUCCUCCUCCUCCUCCUCCUCCUCCAUCUCUAACAGAGUAGCAGUGUAUGUGGACUGUCCUGCUGGCAUUCUGUCCUUCUACAGAGUCUCCUCUGACUCACUGAUCCACCUCCACACCUUCAACACCACAUUCACUGAACCUCUUUAUCCUGGAUUCUGGAUCAGUUCUGGUUCCUCAGUGUUUCUGUGUUGAGUC